CACACCUCGCAGUAAGAAACAGUACCAUGGUGUCAAGUAAGUCAGGUCAGCCUGUCCAUCUAUUUUGUCACCCCCCUCUCCAGCUAUUGCUUGACUGAGGAGGACAGCUCCAUUGAUGUUAAACUGACCAAGAUCCAGCAACACUACCUGUUCAACAAAAGGGUGGGUCAUUGUAACCCUGUGGUGACCCCCCAGCCAGAGAGGGCCAAGCAACAGGCACGCAGGAUGAGGGCAGGCUCUGUCACCCUCAACCACACACUCGGAACGUGCAGGUUACAGCUCAUUGAGCUAGGAAUGCUGUUGUCAGCCACUGCAGGUGUUUGCUUAAAUACGAUGGUGCUCGUGCAGCUCUGCACAGUUAAGCCUGCAACAACUGAAUGCAACAGAGCAUCAUGGCUAUUACUACCACAACGAUGUACGGAGUGAUUGCAUUGAUGACUGUGCUCCGCUAUGCUGCUGCAACAGCUGACCAAGACUUAUCUCGGAUAGUAAUCUCCCCUGAAGAUGCUCUCGUGUACCAAGGACAGAGGUUCCUCUUGCCCUGUGUAGCAUUCUGGGACAGCAACAGUACUACAUAUCCAACAAUCUCCUGGAGCAAAAAUGACACCCCUCUGAUUAAUAACUCGAGAAUCAUCGUUCACUCACCUAUCGAGAGUAAUGUGGGCGGUGUGAGGUUUGUGAGGGGUGUGCUAGAAGUGUGUGGCGUGAUGAGUGCAGACUCAGGGGACUACAGCUGUGUACUGAGCAUGGACGGAGUGGAGAGAGACACUGCUGACUUUGAGAUCACUAUCACUCAAAAAGACGCUCCUACACAGAUUCUAGUGGCGCCAGAAGACGUUAAUCUCUCGUCCAAUCAAACAGUCGUACUGACGUGUAUCGCUCACGGCCUCCCAUCCCCCAUUAUCAGCUGGUCACAAAAUGGACACUUUCUCUCACCAUCUCCCUCCUGGGGGUUAGAGACGGCUACGAGGAUUGAGAGUCAUGUGACAGUGACAGGGGAUGUUCGUUUGGUGCAUUCGAGGCUGGAGAUGUGCAACGUAGGGGGUCUUGCUAGCGGGGGGUACUCCUGUGUGGCUGAGAACGGACUGAGUACGAGUAAUGCUACCUUUGAGGUUACAAUACCAGCUUCUAUUCAGCUAUUCUCUGGCCCUACAAUGUCAAGUGCUCGUGUUGGCUCCACCCACAACAUGUCAUGUGAUUUCCACUCAUUCCCACGGCCCUACGUCACAUGGUCUGGGGUACCUCUCAGCGCUGCAGGGAGGUUCAAUGUUCAGGAGACGAUCGAACGCCGUGAGGGGGUGGAGUUUGUGAGGAGUGUACUGAGUAUAAGCCCGGUGGCAGACUAUGAUGGAGGGGAGAUUGCAUGUGUAGGGACCAAUGGACAACAGGAACUAAAGCACUCAUUUCAACUCGAAGUGUUAGCCCCUCCUCAAAUAGUCGUUAGUCCAGGCCACACCCACACUGCCAUUAGCGACGCCCACACCACCCUCACACUAGCCUGUAUCGCCCACUCAUCAUCACACAUCUACUGGACACGAAAUGACCUCGAGAUAUCCACCGACGAUCGACGGAGCGUAGCAAGUGAUCUGGUGACUCGUGGAGGACGCAGUUUUGUGAGGGGUGUGCUCAAGGUGUGUGGAGUGGGCGUGACUGACUCGGGAGAGUACAGCUGUGUGGCUUCAGGGGAUGGGGAGACAACCACCGCCACCUUUGACCUUUGUGCAGUCGAGAGUACUGGUAUUCUCGUCGCACCGUCCGAUGUUACCAUAGAAACUGGCCACACCCUCUCUGUCGGAUGCGUGGGCUACACUACCGUAUCUAAUGCACCCUCUACGAACUUAUCAUGGACCUUUGACGACCAACCGCUAGGCAAUAGUUCAAAGGUCACAGUAUUGGAGCAUCGUCAAGAGAACAGGAAUGUGGUUUUGAUUCGAGCAACUCUAUUGGUCAAUUGUAUUAAGCCUGAGAAUGCCGCCCGCUAUGGAUGUCAUGUGACCUCUCUUGAUACUGUCGUUAAAAGUGCAGACUUCAACAUUCUUGUUCAUACCCCUCCCCUCAUCAAGGAUGCUCCAAACUCCACCCAAUCUGUCCUCAAAGACGGCACGAUAUCGUUCACCUGUGUAGCCUCUGGCGUCCCCCUCCCGACUAUCUUGUGGUACAAAGAUGGCUCUCCUCUGAUAACAGACGUCGAGGGGCGCUUGGAAAUAAUCCAGACAAAUGUGGAUGGUUUCGGUGAUUUCGAUCGUGCAAUCGAAAGUGUGCUAACCAUACAAAGUGUGGGGGAGGGCGACGCUGGUUACUAUGGUUGCAAGGCCGGCAGCACAGCCGGAGAGACAGAGUUGACCAAUCAAUACCACUUGAUACUCAGCCCCAUUCUCGUAACCCCUGGUGGUCUGGAGACGCCCGGAGGGCUAGGUCAUGGCUCCUAUGUGGGGGGGAUCGUGGGAGCCCUCUGCUUCCUGGCAAUAAUGGUCGUCUACAUUGUCAUCAAACCUCUCAGAGAAGAGCCCUUCACUCCGGUACUGACCAACGCUUGUGUCUCCGUGAUAGCCCUCAACCUUGCUUACGUUAUCUCUCACAAUACUACCCGCACUGGAACUGGAUGCAUCUUCUUUGCUGCUCUGUUUCACUACCUGUUUCUGGUGGCCAUGUUGGCUCUUACCAACCUGGUCAUGUUUAAGGCUAUCACAGUUACGGGCAAAAGGAGAUUGUUUGCACAUGUGAUUGCCUUCUGUUUGAAUUGGGGUAUCCCACUGCUGGUGGUGGCCGUCUCCAUCGGCCCAGACAUCACUAACUACACACCAAAUGAUACUACCCACUUUUGUGGCCCAACACAAUGGCCGUACUGGCUCGGUGAGCUCCUUCCCCUGGGACUCCUCCACCUCCUCACAUGGUGUGUGUUUCUUGUCACUUCUCUACUCAACAGGACCAAGAACGGACUUACAGAAUGGGCGUGGCACUUUACUUCCACUGGCUCCACCCUCUUCCUGUUUGACAUUACAUGGUCCGUUGGUUUGCCCUCCACACAGCACACAGAUACAGCCUUACAUAGUGUGUUCCUCGUAUCCUCGAUUCUCUUCGGACUUGUUUCUCUCAUUUUUUACUGCCUUGCUUAUCGUAAAGCUCGACUUGCAAUUAUAAAGAUUUUCAAACUGUCUCCAUCAAGUACUGUAUCAGUUAAGUCGGCCGUACCUGCAGAACAAUUGGAGGCCAUGUUCCAGGAUAGGGCAUUCAGUGUGAGCGGUAUUGAGGCCGGAAAAUUGGUUCAACUCUCACUGUCACAAAAUGAGGUACCUUCUCGAGAAAAGAUCACUUCAUUCGCUGAUUCUAUAGCUAAAGAAGAUUUCGACCUUUCACUGUCGCAAGAGGAAAAUGGCGACGUUUUUCCAAGUGGAGCUGAAACAGAAGCCAUUGGUCAAUCUGAAGAUCCCAUCACUUCAUUUUGCGAACCUCCCCUUGAAGAAAAUAAAUUGGAUCUAGCAGUGGCAGAGCCAACAGUUUCAGAGCCAUCAGUUGCAGAGCCAUCAACUAAUGGCCACCAAAUACAACCUGCUGAGCCUAGAUAUAUGACAACAAUACACGAACCUACCCAACCUCGAUACGUUACAGCAAAUCACGUGGAUUGUAACCAAGACGAUGAUGUAUUUGCAACUGAUGAAGACGUUCGUGUUCAAGAGAAGGUACCUCUGUCUCGAGCUCUUAUGUUGUCGACCUCCUCCUCGGAGGGUGGGUGUAGAACGAAUGGAGGGUACCGCCCCCUCAGACAAGGGAGCGUCACUGGACCACAGAUUGUGCGCUUUGCUCUAGUCUAAACUGAAACUGAAAACUGUAUUAUACUUUAUUGUCCAUCAGUGUGUGUUGUAUUUAAUGAGUGCAUGAACUCUAGUCUCGCCUGUCA
Molecule: messenger RNA, 3898 nt
Organism: Halichondria panicea
Lineage: Eukaryota; Metazoa; Porifera; Demospongiae; Suberitida; Halichondriidae
Exons: 11
Coding region: 378-3812 (1144 amino acids)
Biological process (GO): G protein-coupled receptor signaling pathway
Cellular component (GO): membrane
Molecular function (GO): G protein-coupled receptor activity
Source: RefSeq, a predicted model, not a curated record